CCCCGCCCCGCCCCGCCCCCGCCCCGCCUUAUCUGGCCCCUCGGCCGCGGCCGCGGGAGGCGGCCGGCGGGCAGGGGCCGCGCGAUGUCGCACGGAGCCGGGCUCGUCCGCACCACGUGCACCAGCAGCAGCGCGCCCGGACCCGGGGCUGGCGCGGGGCACCGGGGCGCCAGCCCCUCCGAGGGGCCGCUGGACCCCGUCUACCCGCGCACCCAAGGGGCCCUGCUGAAAGUGGCGCAGAUGGUCACUCUGCUGAUUGCCUUCAUCUGUGUGAGAAGCUCUCCGUUGACCGGCUACAGUGCCUACAGAUACUUCGAAGUGGUCACCAUUUGCAACUUGAUAAUGAUCCUCGCCUUUUACCUGGUCCACCUGUUCCGCCUCUACCGCAGGCUCACCUGCAUCAGCUGGCCCCUGUCGGAACUUCUGCACUAUUUAAUUGGCACCCUCCUCCUCCUCAUCGCCUCCAUCGUGGUAGCCUCCAACAGUUACAGCCAGAGCGGAGUGGUAGCUGGAGCGAUCUUUGGUUUCGUGGCCACCUUCCUCUGCCUGGCGAGCGUAUGGCUGUCCUACAAGAUCUCGUGUGUGACCCAGUCAACAGAUGCAGCCGUCUGAGGACCUCACAGCCUCCGGGCCCGCAGGAGGCCCUGCAGGACGCAUGGCCUAGCAGACAGGAGGGUCAGUGGGCCAGUGACCUUAGGAAAGACUUCUGAACCUGUAUUCCUGUGCCAAAGCCCCACUGGGCUGGUAGGUACAGAAGGGGACCUUCACCUUCCUACUGGGCUCCUGAGCUGCUCGGAACCUGUCUCUCCGGUCAUCCUUGAAGAAUUCCCCAUCUGGGAAAGAAAAUCAACCUUCUUGGAAAUCUGGUCUCUCCCUCCUGCUUUUAGAACUGCCUCAGGGACUGGUGACCCCACUUAACAGAGUGGAGGGGUUUCUGAAUACUCCUGCCUAAAUCUGCCUCUACUUCACAUUCCUCCAGGGAGUGAAGCUGCCUUAAGUCUACCUAUAAAAACAAAGCCAUCUCCUAAUUUAUGUAGCUUGGAAAUCUGGUCUUGAAGUUACCCCUUUCUUAAAAUGAGGCGUGCCUGUAGAAGUACUGUGUGGUCAGCCUGUCCCCAAAGAGGAGACCUCCGUCUCCUUUCCCGGCUCUGCCUUCGUGACAUUGUGUGUACAUGUGCGUGUAUGUAUGUGUGUUUGUGUUUUUAAAUAAAAUAUUGACUUGGCCAA
This is a messenger RNA of Hipposideros armiger (great roundleaf bat), 1227 nucleotides long. It is a transcript of the gene CMTM7, whose product is annotated as CKLF like MARVEL transmembrane domain containing 7. The transcript is spliced from 5 exons. NCBI's taxonomy places the organism in Eukaryota, Metazoa, Chordata, Mammalia, Chiroptera, Hipposideridae. Gene Ontology annotation, cellular component: membrane. Bases 85 to 612 code for a protein of 175 amino acids. The record is from RefSeq and is a predicted model, not a curated record.